Molecule: messenger RNA, 651 nt
Organism: Neomonachus schauinslandi (Hawaiian monk seal)
Lineage: Eukaryota; Metazoa; Chordata; Mammalia; Carnivora; Phocidae
Gene: LDLRAD1
Product: low density lipoprotein receptor class A domain containing 1
Exons: 7
Coding region: 34-651 (205 amino acids)
Cellular component (GO): plasma membrane
Molecular function (GO): protein binding
Source: RefSeq, a predicted model, not a curated record
GGAGGCUGGAGCUGGGAGCUGGAGGCCAGAGACAUGAACAAAAUCUUCCCCCAGGGAGACGGCAAUGACAGUGCUGCUGGAGCCAAAGCCCUCCCUGGAGGGGAAGCUGGCUGCGGCCUGCUCUGCUGCUCGCGCCGGUGCGCCUGUCUCUCGGCCUUCUUGCUGCUCCUGCUGGUGACCCUUGCAGCCCUGAUCGCCCUGGUCACCAUCCUUGGACUCCCACCGCGCACACCAGGGGCCCAGACCUGUGUGACGCUGACGAACAGGACGGGCUUCCUGUGCCACGACCGGAGGAGUUGCAUCCCCGCCAGCAGGGUCUGUGACGGCGUCCGCACCUGUGCCCACGGCGAGGACGAGGACGAGGCCAUGUGCCGGGACAUGCCCCAGAGCCUCCCCAGCUUCCUCGUCGCCCGCUGUGGAGACCCGUCUUCCUGGAUCUACUCAGACCAAAAGUGUGAUGGGGCCAACAACUGCGGGGACUGCUCAGAUGAACUGAGCCCAGUGACCGCAUGCCCGCCCUGUGGCCCGGGCUGGUGGCGCUGCCCCUCCACCGUCUUCGGGUACUGCGGCUGCAUCCCCAGGAGCCUCUGCCGUGACCUCGUGCAGCACUGCUCCGACUGGUCCGAUGAGUACUCCUGUCCUGGACCCUGA